AUGACCACCUAUCCAAAAAUCUCCCUUGCGGAGCUUCCAGAUUGCUCCCAAUUGCAAAUGGACUUUCCCGAUACAGCUUGGUUUAAGACUCAUGGCCAAACACAACAAUUCCCGACACACGAACACUUACUUUCCCUCGUUCCAAAUGAUUCUCAUUCAAACAUAGUAAAGUUUGAAGACCUCAGUCUUGCUGUAAAAUUCGGGCGACAUGUCACUACAACGGAGGCCAUCAACAUCUGGGUUGUCCGCAGAAUGUUCCAGGAAGCUGUUCCGGUACCGGAGCUUUAUGGAUGGAGAGUUCUUGAACAGGAAGGAAAGGGUCGCUACGUCUUCAUCUACAUGCAACUAAUCCAGGGUCCCACGCUCUUAGAGCGAUGGCCUGAGCUGUCUUGCGCUGACAAGCAAGCAAUCUGUACUGAUCUCCGUGCCAUGGUAUCUUCUCUUCGGAGCCUCCAGGACAGCGAAUUACAGCAAAUGAUCGGAAACAUAUGUCGUGGUCCUGGGGAAGAUGUCUGCUUGAAAGAAAUACUUUUGUUGAGACCGUUUCCCUCACGGGCUGAGUUCCACGACUGGCUUUCCUGGUCGUGGCGCCGGCGUGUUCCAAAUCCACAAAGCAUCCCAGACCCAUGGAGAGACUUACUUCCAGACAAUGGGCCUAUUGUUUUUACGCAUGGUGAUCUACAUCGAGGGAACAUCAUAGUCAGCGCCACGAGUCCUAUUGAGAUUGUCGCAAUCAUUGAUUGGCAAUCAUCGGGUUGGUAUCCGGACUACUGGGAGUAUUGUAAAGCCUUGUUCACAGCAGAAUGGGGUAAAGAUUGGUGGGACUGUAUUCAUCAAUUCUUGGAUUCUUAUCCACAAGAGUUCGAGACUUUUGAUUUCUAUAUGCGGACCAAUGGCAUAUUUUGA
Messenger RNA from Bipolaris oryzae ATCC 44560, 906 nucleotides. RefSeq lists its product as uncharacterized. The transcript is spliced from 2 exons. NCBI's taxonomy places the organism in Eukaryota, Fungi, Ascomycota, Dothideomycetes, Pleosporales, Pleosporaceae. The record is from RefSeq and is a predicted model, not a curated record. Bases 1 to 906 code for a protein of 301 amino acids.